UGUUUCGUCCGUAAGUGUUCAGUCGUGAUCAGCAGUGAGUGUAUGUGAAUACAGUUUGUGCGCGCGCAAGCCGCCGGCGGCAACAACGCGGAGACGGCAAAGGCGGUUAUGAAAAGCGGCACGGCCGUUGCGCGCCUGGACAGUGCGCCACCGCCGAUCUCGUCGACGAGACAUUCGCGCGCUUUUCGGCUGCAAGACGCGUGUUUAACGUAUUCUCCGCGCAGACAAGUCAGUUACUCUCCGGAAUCCACAAAAAAGAUAAACACAAACCAAAACAAAACAUUAUCGCAAUGUGGUAUAGAAAUUUAUUAAAUCACAGUUUGUAAGUUUUAUUUGAUUUCUACAAAUUUUGACAUUUUCGCACUGUACUAACAAGUGUGAAAUCGUUGUGUAAGACUCACGUUUGUUUUUUGACUUUUCAACGGUAUUUCUUCAACGCUGGGUUAAACUCUUCGCAGUUUUGGUUUUCCCUCCGGGUGUUUCCGUGACGGUUGAAAUUUCAGCUUAGAUGUAGCAGACAUCUAGGAGAUCGAAAAAAGCAUCUGCAUCGAGUUACUAUUCUUCUGCUUCAAAUACCAAUCGAUACUUGCAGGCGAGAAGGAUUUCAAAGGAAGAGACCUAAAGAAUUUUCAUGGCCACACUGUUUUGAUUAAUGGAUUAUCUGGAUUAUUACGACAUAAUUCGACAACAAUCGACAGUGUUCGUGUGGAAUGUGACAUAAAUUGUUUUAGAAUGAAAACAUAAUGGAGUACUACCCAAGUACAGCUGAGGACGGGGAGGCGACGAUGCAGUCGUCCUUCCCCAAUGACACCUUCGCCAACGAGACAGGAUCGACGCCACUUCCUAACUUAAACAAUACCGGGCAGAAUUUUAGCUACAUCAAUGUCACCAGCGAGAUGCCAAUCACGUAUGCCGUCCCGAUGUACGGCUACAUCAUGCCGUUCCUUCUCGUCAUCACAAUCAUCUUCAACACGCUGAUAGUGGUGGUGCUCAGUAAGCGGCACAUGCGCACACCAACGAAUGUAGUCCUGAUGGCGAUGGCGUUGUGUGACAUGUUCACGCUGCUCUUUCCAGCGCCCUGGUUGAUUUACAUGUACACGUUUGGUAAUCAUUACAAGCCAUUGUGGCCGAUAAGUAUAUGCUACUUUUGGAAUGUGAUGCAUGAAGUGAUACCGAAUAUGUUCCACACGGCUAGCAUUUGGUUGACUCUUGCAUUAGCAGUGCAGCGUUACAUUUACGUGUGCCAUGCGCCGUUAGCGCGGAAAUUCUGCACCAUGCCGAACGUCUACAAAGGAGUCGGAUACAUCUUGGUGUUGGCUGCUUUGCAUCAGAGCAUUAGGCUGUUUGAGAAGGACUACGAAGCGCGAGAAAUCACCUGGAACGGUCAUCAAACCAACGUCUGCGUGACGAGCACAGCUAACUGGAUUAAUCAAUAUGUGACAGUGGAUGGCUAUUACUUGUCUUACUUCCUUUUCCGGAUCAUCUUCGUGCAUCUGCUACCAUGCAUUGCUCUUGUCGUCCUGAAUGUGCUGUUAUUCCGUGCGUUGCGCCAAGCACAGCAACGACGUGAUCUGCUACUGUCGAAGAAGAACCAAAAGUCCGAAUGCAAGAAGCUGCGUGAUUCCAACUGUACGACAUUGAUGUUGAUCGUCGUGGUGACUGUCUUUCUCAUCGUCGAGAUUCCGUUGGCGGUGGUGACGUUGCUGCAUGUCCUCGCCAGCGUAUUUCCGCACUUUCCGCUCAACUACGACAUCGCCCACGUGCUGGUCCUGUUCACAAACUUUCUCAUCAUUGUCAGCUACCCCAUCAACUUCGCUAUCUACUGCGGCAUGUCGCGGCAGUUCCGUGAAACUUUCAAAGAGCUUUUCAUUCGUGGCACCGUCACAAAUCGCAAUGGUAGUUCGUCGAGAUACUCGCUGGUGAAUGGGCCACGCACGUGUACCAACGAAACUGUGCUCUAAACUGAUUAUGAUCCAGAAAUGAAAACAGUUUCAUUUGGACUAGAAAAUAAAAAAAGAACUUUUAAAGAAGACAUUCAGAUCUUAAUUUAAAACUAUGUUUUUACGUAGAUAAAAGUACUUAGAUUGUCAUAUCAUAACGACUAGUUUUUAUAAUAAUUAAGUUUCUUUGUGUUCUGAAACAAAACAAUGCAUGAUUGAUGAUUGUGAUUGAAUAAAUGAAAUGUGAGAGUUUACAUUGACGUUACUAGUUUUUAUAUAGAUGUCAUCUGUAUAAUUGUUAAUCUGUAUACACUUAAGAUGAUGUGAAAGUAUGUACAUAAUAUUUUGUCUAAUCCUUCAUGUUCAACGUAUCCAUUUGGUUUUUGUUACAAAGUAGGUGACGAAUUGUAUAUAAAGACUUUGUAACAUGAAUCAUUCGGCAUGAAAACCAUCGAUUGGCAAAUGUUUUUAACAAAUCUGAGCCCUGUCUGAAAAUAUUUGCCAAUUUUGAUAAUUUUGCAUUUUUAGUGAUAUCAAACCACAGAGUCCGGGUAAAAGGUUAACUGUUUUAAAAACUUAAUUACCUUUACAUACACUGGAGAUAAUCUAAGAGUAAACUAAUCUAAAUUAUAAAUAUAUACGUAUAUUUUGUAAUAUAUAUUACUAUUAAACUACUGUUAGAUAUAAAAGAAAACUGAUAUUGAUGAUAGAAUGAUGGUGAUUGAUACAUAUAUCAAGUGUUAUUUAUGUAACUACUAUGUACAAACCAACGUAAACUUUUUGUUAUAACUUUAAACCACUACCACCAACCCAACAAAUGAUGUGUUAUUUCGAUUUGAACAAAGUAAUACAAUAAAAACGUUAAAUGUU
This is a messenger RNA of Dalotia coriaria, 2810 nucleotides long. It is a transcript of the gene SPR, whose product is annotated as Sex peptide receptor. The record is from RefSeq and is a predicted model, not a curated record. Gene Ontology annotation, biological process: G protein-coupled receptor signaling pathway. Gene Ontology annotation, molecular function: G protein-coupled peptide receptor activity. NCBI's taxonomy places the organism in Eukaryota, Metazoa, Arthropoda, Insecta, Coleoptera, Staphylinidae. Gene Ontology annotation, cellular component: membrane. Bases 744 to 1961 code for a protein of 405 amino acids. The transcript is spliced from 9 exons.